CAAUAAUUCGGUUUAUUCUCCAAUUUCUUCCACGAAUUAUUGUGGAAGAAAUUUUACUAUUUAUUUUGAAAUUUAACAUCUAAAUUACUUGUGUGUAUUUGAAUUAAACAAAAUGGUGUUGACUGCGGACGUUCAUCUUCCUGAAGAGUCGGAAUUGACGGUUCCUGAGCUGCAAUUAUCAUCGCCAGCUCUGUUCGCUGGUUCUUUUCAUUUAGGAAAAUAUUGUGAACAAGCUAAUAAUGAGUUCAUGCUCUGUCGCUUGGAGGAGAAUGAUCCUCGCAAAUGUCUGAAUGAAGGCAAAGCAGUCACCGCUUGCACUAUGGACUUCUUCCGUAAAGUGAAGAAGUCUUGCCUGCAGGAGUUCAACCAGUAUGCUAACUGCAUUGACAAGAGUUCCGGAGACUUCUCCUUGAAGCAAUGCCGCACCACCCAGAAUGUGUUUGACAAGUGCGUGCUAGACAAGAUGAACAUUGAACGCCCAGGAUACGGUUACUUCUGCGAGGCCCGCGUCCAUGAUACUAAGAGGCCAAAGCCUCUGGAAGAACCGAAGGCAGUCUACCCAGACGCUACUCCCGCGCUACCAGAGAGUGUCGAGAAGAAACCAGCGAGAUUCGGCUCACGAUUCUACUGGAUGACCGAAUAAACGACAACAGUCGUGCAAUAAGACCAAAAGACUGUGGUUACGUGUCGAAAAAAAAAAUUGAAUAUUAAAUUGGCGGGAACUAUUUUCAUGAUGUGUAUAAGAAAAUCAACUUUAUUAUGGAGUAUAUAAAGCAUGUAUUUGUAUACGUAUUGAAGAACGCUUAUGUUUUUUAAAAUACGUUCCAUUUUCACGUUUUUCGCACACAACCUCAGUCUUGAAGUAAUGCAUUGGAUGAGUUUUGUAAUUCAACAUUUUUAUUCUUUACAAUGUAAUUAUGUAUUUAAUUUAUAAGCUAACAGUGUCAGGUCGAAAUCAUGUUAUAAAAUACAAAAACUUGUCUAGUGUUUUACUUUGUCAAACAAAUAGCUAUUAUUGAUUUGUAGAGUAAUAAAUGUUGGAAUUUA
This is a messenger RNA of Spodoptera litura, 1047 nucleotides long. Its product is annotated as NADH dehydrogenase [ubiquinone] 1 alpha subcomplex subunit 8. The record is from RefSeq and is a predicted model, not a curated record. Lineage: Eukaryota; Metazoa; Arthropoda; Insecta; Lepidoptera; Noctuidae. Gene Ontology annotation, cellular component: respiratory chain complex I. Gene Ontology annotation, biological process: mitochondrial electron transport, NADH to ubiquinone.